Postia placenta MAD-698-R-SB12 is the source of this 1629-nucleotide messenger RNA. RefSeq lists its product as hypothetical. The transcript is spliced from 12 exons. The record is from RefSeq and is a predicted model, not a curated record. Gene Ontology annotation, molecular function: ATP binding; ATP-dependent protein folding chaperone; ATP hydrolysis activity. Lineage: Eukaryota; Fungi; Basidiomycota; Agaricomycetes; Polyporales; Adustoporiaceae. Gene Ontology annotation, biological process: protein folding. The coding region runs from base 1 to 1629 and encodes 542 amino acids. Gene Ontology annotation, cellular component: chaperonin-containing T-complex.
AUGGCGGAACAACAAGCUCUCUACGCGACAGACGAGUAUGGGCGUCCCUUCAUCAUUCUCCGCGAACAAGCCAAAAAGACUCGCAGUCAUGGUGUAGAAGCGAUCAAGUCACAUAUCCUGGCUGCGCGCACUGUGGCAAAUAUCAUACGAACCUCUCUCGGUCCUCGAGGCCUUGACAAAAUUCUCAUCUCUCCCGAUGGUGACAUCACGGUAACAAACGAUGGUGCAACAAUCCUGAGUCAGAUGGAGGUCGAGCACCAAAUUGCGAAACUCCUUGUGCAGCUCUCCAAGAGUCAGGACGACGAGAUUGGUGACGGGACGACAGGCGUCGUCGUUCUUGCUGGAGCCCUGCUGGAGCAAAGCGAAGCGUUGCUUGACAGAGGCAUCCACCCCAUCCGGAUAGCAGAUGGUUUCGAUCGAGCAUGUACGGUUGCGGUGGAGCAUCUCGACCGCAUAUCCGACCGCGUCGAGUUCUCACUUGAAGACACGUCAAAUCUCAUCAAGACAGCGAAGACCAGUCUUGGCAGCAAAAUUGUCUCAAAAGAGCACGAAAAGUUCGCAGAGAUCGCGGUCGACGCCGUGCUCGCUGUAGCAGACUUCGAACGCAAGGACGUGCCAUUCGACAUGAUCAAGGUCGACGGCAAGGUCGGCGGCUCGCUCGCAGACACGAGCCUAAUCAAGGGCGUGCUCGUCGACAAGGAUAUGUCGCAUCCCCAAAUGCCCCACAGCGUGAAUGACGCGCGCAUCGCCAUCCUAACGUGCCCGUUCGAGCCCCCACGCCCGAAGACGAAGCACAAGCUGGACAUCACGAGCGUGGAGGAGUACCGCCGCCUGCGCGAGUACGAGCAGGACAAGUUCCAGGAUAUGAUUAAGCGGGUGAAGGACACCGGCGCGAACCUGGUCAUUUGCCAGUGGGGCUUCGACGAUGAGGCGAACCACCUACUCAUGCAGAACGAUCUGCCUGCUGUGCGAUGGGUAGGUGGUCCCGAGAUUGAGUUGAUCGCAAUUGCAACGAACGGACGAAUCGUUCCACGAUUCGAAGACCUCACUGCAGACAAGCUGGGCAAGGCAGGUAUCGUACGCGAGGUUUCCUUCGGCACCACGCGUGACAAGAUGCUUGUGAUCGAGAAGUGCGCCAACGCGCGGACAGUCACCGUCUUCGUUCGGGGAAGCAACAAGAUGAUCGUUGACGAAGCGAAGCGUGCUCUCCACGAUGCCCUCUGCGCUGUCCGCAACUUGGUCGUUGACAACCGCGUCGUGUACGGCGGGGGUGCUGCCGACAUCAGCUGCUCGAUGGCCGUCUCGAAGGCAGCCGACGAGAUUGCAACCAUCGAGCAAUACGCGAUGCGCGCCUUCGCGUCCGCUCUGGACGCCGUGCCGCUUGCUCUCGCGGAGAACAGCGGUUUGUCGCCUAUCGAGACGCUCGCGGAAGUCAAGAGCCGGCAGGUCAAGGAGGGCAGCUCGAACCUCGGCAUUGACUGCCUUGGUAAGGGUGAGAACGACAUGAAGAAGCAAUUCGUGUAUGACCCGUUGAUCUCGAAGCGUCAACAGUACUUGCUCGCUACACAGCUUGUGAGGGCCGUGCUGAAGAUUGAUGAUGUCAUCGUUGCUGGCCAGGCGGAGGAUUAG